Molecule: messenger RNA, 1647 nt
Organism: Lytechinus pictus (painted urchin)
Lineage: Eukaryota; Metazoa; Echinodermata; Echinoidea; Temnopleuroida; Toxopneustidae
Exons: 1
Coding region: 545-1561 (338 amino acids)
Source: RefSeq, a predicted model, not a curated record
GGAAAUCAAAUUGGAUUCAUCUCACCUUCUCCCUAGACUGUUGGUAACUUGGCGUGGCCUUGGAUUUUCCAUCGCAGCACAUCUUAAAUUGAAAUAGACUGUUGUAGUCUCCAUAAUUUUCAAACAUAUUCUAUGAAUCAGCAACCGAAUCCGACAUAGCCAGUUCUGGACAGGGAUUCUGGAUCAGAGAUCAUCAUCUACUGCAAGUUUUGUCAAUUCGGACCAACGUCACGAUUUCUACAAUUUGAAAACCCAAGGGUUAGACGAACUCCGAACCCUUUGGAACACUUGAAUUUAGGUUCAAUCUCUGCAAGAUUCAUCACAUUGUAUAUUGGUAUGAUGGAACAUGGUUAGGUUUACCUGUUGCUCUAAUACUAACAUACCUUUUCACCUAUACUAGAACAAAUUAUAUUAGCAACCCAGUACCAUUCGAUCUAGAAAUUUUAUAAUUUUUUUUUUGUUUUGUUUGUUUUCGUGAAUCAUCUGUAAUUUUGCUAUUCGCAUUAUUCUACAUUGUUAAAGAAAUAACAUUGACAAAUUCAAAAUGCCAAAUGAGUACAACAAUAUGUUUACGGUUGGAUUGUCUUGUUUCAUAAUUCUCAUUGUAUUAUGCCUAUCUAGCUGUGAAUCUGUAUAUAAAAUACAGGGGCGAAACGUAAUCUUGCACUUCCCAUACCCAUGUGACACCACAGACGUCACAUUACAGAAAUCAAAUAGACGCCCCUUUUAUAGGUCUACGCUUGGGCCAGACUUGUUUCUGUUGCAAUUAGAUCAGGUCGGAAGAUUCACAGUUUAUGAUGGAAAUAACUCUGAUUCUUGCUUUGUAAAUCUGAUGAUAAGUAAUCUAAUGAAAGAUGAUCAAGGCACGUACAUUUUGUUUGUAUACAAGGAUGGUGACAUACAAGGGGAUGAUACACAUAAGAUUUAUUUGAAGGUAGACCAUCCCCCUGGUAAGGCGUCAUGUGUCGUGGGUGAUGAAGUGGGCGGUGACUGGGUCUCACUAGACUGUCAAGCCAAUGCAGGGAGUCUACCAGGGAAAAUUGAGUGUUACCAAAACGGUGUGUGGAUGCCUUCAUUGGCCGGCCCUAAUGAAAACGAAUAUUUAUUAAAACAGACCAUUCUCAUCAGACAAUCUGGUCCAGUAUUUUGCUGCUCAUCUCUGAUUGAUGAAGUCAGAGAGAGGUGCGAAUGUAAAGACACUAGCCACUAUCUGUCCGAUGGCGACUACAUUGACCCGUGUCCUACUCCAAGUCCUACCUUACCUGAAAGUACAACAGUGUUGAGUCCCUCCACUUUCACUGAAAGCAAUCAAAGAGAUCAAUAUUCCUCUUUGACACCCAGUACUCCCAUACAGAUGAAAGAAACAAAAGGCAACCAAAGCAUUUCAGAUUUGGCCAUUGUUUUUCUUGUCCUCAUGGUCAUAUCAUUGGUAGUAGUGAUCGUACUGGUUGUCUACGUACUGAAAACAAAGAACAAGUGUGAUAAAAAUACCAACCAUCCACCAAAAACUGAUAAUGCUACGCCACUUCUUAAUUUGCACGCAAUAAAAAUCAAGCAUUAAACACAGAAAACCACUGUGAAGUUCAAUUCAUUUCACGACCAAAUGAGGAAUAUAGGACUAUAUAGAAAAUGCCCAGAAGGCUAUGU